CUUCUUUAGUUCUUUUUGCUUUACUCGUUUGUUUUUUUACUUUUUUGUCGAAUUUUGUCAUGUCGGCUGAAGAGAUUGUUUUACAACUCAAACGGAAAGGAACUUUUGAUGAAUUACGAAAACGGUUAUUAGCAGAUUUUCAAACUGAGCCUGCUGGUCAACAAUUUAUGAAAAAGAUACAAGACUUUAUGGAAGAUAUGAUAACUAAGGAUCCCUCAUUAUUAGAUAAGGACAAAUCAGCUUUUCAUUCUUUAAUGUUGAAUGAAAUAGAAAAAACUGGAAUGUAUCAAACUAUUCAAAAAGAAAUUGUGACAACUCUUAUGCAAGCGGACGAUUUUCAAAAACGUGUAGAAGACGAAAUGAAUACUGUUUUGAACAAUUUGUGAUACCCCCCCUCCUUCUUUCCUUCUCUUAGUCAUAUCUUUUAUUAUGUUUAUAUAUAUAUAUUAUAUUUUAGACUAUUAUUCGUAUUAUUUUUAUUUAUAUUAGUAUUUUUUUUUUUUACUUUUCAUUUUGUAUACAUCAAUAAAAUAGUGUUUCUUCUAUGUUGAUUUGACUACAAAUGGGAUAGUUACAAAAAGACUGGUGGCUGUAGGAUUGAAAACUCCGCGUAUUAUUUUUUUUUUAUCUCUUUU
Halteromyces radiatus is the source of this 635-nucleotide messenger RNA. RefSeq names its product complex proteins associated with Set1p component shg1-domain-containing protein. The transcript has 3 exons. The record is from RefSeq and is a predicted model, not a curated record. Bases 60 to 386 code for a protein of 108 amino acids. NCBI's taxonomy places the organism in Eukaryota, Fungi, Mucoromycota, Mucoromycetes, Mucorales, Cunninghamellaceae.